Messenger RNA from Lodderomyces pseudojiufengensis, 1704 nucleotides. It is a transcript of the gene DPS1-1, whose product is annotated as aspartate--tRNA ligase. The coding region runs from base 1 to 1704 and encodes 567 amino acids. Lineage: Eukaryota; Fungi; Ascomycota; Pichiomycetes; Serinales; Debaryomycetaceae. The record is from RefSeq and is a predicted model, not a curated record. Gene Ontology annotation, cellular component: cytoplasm; cytosol; aminoacyl-tRNA synthetase multienzyme complex. Gene Ontology annotation, biological process: aspartyl-tRNA aminoacylation. The transcript has a single exon. Gene Ontology annotation, molecular function: RNA binding; aspartate-tRNA ligase activity; ATP binding.
AUGUCUGCUCCUGUAAAUAUGGAAGACUUGUCAAUCAAGGAAGAGCAAAUUCAAAAGUCAAACGAACAAGCUCCUGAAUCACAAGAAGAAGUCGUGAUAGGUGAAGAUGGUCAACCCUUAUCAAAGAAGGCAUUAAAGAAAUUACAAAAGGAAAAAGAGAAACAAGCCAAAAAGGCUGAGAGAGAAGCACAAUUAGCUAAAGAAAAGCAAGCAAGAGAGCAAGAAGCUGCAAAUGAUCCAGCUAAAGCCAACUAUGGAAAGUUACCUAUCAUAAAUUCAUCUUCAGAAUCAAAUAUCAAAAGAAUUCAAAUUUCUAAUUUAUCUGCUGCAAAUGAUGGAGAAACUGUUGUUUUCAGAGCAAGAAUUCAUAAAACUAGACAGCAAGGUGCAACUAUGGUGUUUUUGACAUUAAGACAACAAACUGAUUCAAUACAAGCUCUUUUAAAAAGUAAUAAGGAAAAUGAUUCAAAUGCUAUUUCGAAACAAAUGGUCAAAUGGACAGGAAGUAUUAGUUUGGAGAGUAUUGUUUUAGUCGAAGGUAAAGUAGCUAAAGUUGAUGAAUUGGUUAAAUCUGCCACUGUUCAAGAUGCUGAAAUUCAUAUUACCAAAAUCUAUACAAUUCAAGAAACACCUGAACAAUUGCCUUUGCUUAUUGAAGAUGCUUCAAGAACGGAAAAAGAAGCUGAAGAAUUAGGAUUACCAGUUGUCAAUUUAGAUACAAGAUUGGAUUCAAGAGUAAUCGAUUUAAGAACCCCAACAAAUCAAGCAAUUUUCAAAAUUCAAUCUGGUGUUUGUCAAUUGUUCAGAGAAUUCUUAGUUAACAAAGGAUUUGUUGAAAUCCAUACUCCCAAAAUCAUCGGUGCAGCCUCAGAAGGAGGUUCAAAUGUUUUUGAGAUUAAUUAUUUUAAAGGAUCAGCUUUCUUAGCUCAAUCACCUCAAUUAUAUAAACAACAAUUAAUUGCAGCUGAUUUUGAGAAAGUCUUUGAAAUUGCUCCAGUUUUCAGAGCAGAAAAUUCAAAUACUCAUCGUCAUAUGACUGAAUUCACUGGAUUGGAUUUGGAAAUGGCAUUUGAAGAACAUUAUAAUGAAGCAUUAAAAGUAUUGGAAGAAUUAUUUGUUUUCAUUUUCACGGAGUUGAAAAACAGAUAUGGGAAAGAAAUUGAAACUGUCAGAAGACAAUUUCCAGUUGAAGAGUUUAAAUUACCAAAAGAUGGUAAAAUGGUUAAGUUGCAUUUUAAAGAAGGUAUUGAGAUGUUAAGAAAAGCUGGAAAAGAAGUUGAUGAUUUCGAAGAUUUAUCAACUGAAAAUGAAAAAUUGUUAGGAUCAUUAGUUCGUGAAAAGUAUGAUACUGAUUUUUACAUUUUGGAUAAAUUCCCAUUAGCUGUUAGACCAUUUUACACCAUGCCAGAUCCAGAAGAUCCAAGAUAUUCAAAUUCGUAUGAUUUCUUUAUGAGAGGUGAAGAAAUCUUAUCCGGUGCUCAACGUAUUCACGACCCAGAGUUAUUAAAAGAAAGAAUGAAACAACAUGAGGUUGAUCCAAACGUACCUGGAUUGAAUGAUUAUGUUGAUGCUUUCACCUAUGGAUGUCCACCACAUGCAGGAGGUGGUAUUGGACUUGAAAGAGUCGUUAUGUUCUUUUUGGAUUUGAAAAACAUUCGUCGUGCAUCAUUGUUCCCAAGAGAUCCAAGAAGAUUGAGACCAUGA